AUGGCCCCCGAAGCUACUGGUGUGUCAAAUGCGGCACAAGCUCCUAAACCUUCCCGGUUCGAUCCUACCUUCACGCAGCAUGUCAUCGAUACUAUGGGCCCUAAGACCACCGAGAGGAAUCGGGUUCUCUUGUCAGCGCUGAUCCGACACAUUCACGAUUUUGCUCGAGAAACAGAGCUCACGAUUGAUGAAUGGUUGGCCGGCGUCAGUUAUAUCAACGCCGUCGGCCGGGUUUAUUCGGAGUCGGGACAGACGAGAAACGAGUCCCAUCGAUUGUCUGAUAUUCUCGGGCUCGAAACGCUGGUUGAUGAAAUCGCCCACAAGAUCAUCUCCGAAACAGACGUGGACCCGACAUCCUCGGCCAUCCUCGGGCCCUUCUGGUCGCCCAACGCGCCCUUCCGCGAGAACGGCGGAACCAUAAUCCAGGAUCCGGCGCCGAACGGCCAAGUCGUCCUCAUGCACGGCGUCAUUAGCGAUCUAGUCACGGGCAAGCCGAUCCCCAACGCCGUCUUCGACAUCUGGCAGGCCUCGUCCAACGGCAAGUACGACUUCCAAGACCCCAAGAACCAGACGCCGAACAACCUGCGAGGCAAGUUCCGCGCCGACGAGAACGGCAAAUACUGGUUUUACUGCUACUACCCGACUGCCUACUCGCUACCCACGGAUGGCCCUUCCUACCAGCUACUGCAGAUGAUGGAUCGCCAUCCGAUGCGUCCGGCACACAUCCACAUUAUGGUCACACAUCCCGAAUACAAGGGCUGCACAACACAAUUAUACCCCAAGGAUGACCCCUGGCUAUCAUCUGACACCGUGUUUGCCGUAAAAGACGACCUGGUGGUCGACUUCAAGCCCCUAGAAGGCGACGACAAAGCGAAGCUCGAGCUGAACUACAACGUCAUAUUAGCCCCUAAGGAUUAUAAGGGCAAGCCGUUUUAG
Molecule: messenger RNA, 936 nt
Organism: Daldinia childiae
Lineage: Eukaryota; Fungi; Ascomycota; Sordariomycetes; Xylariales; Hypoxylaceae
Product: Catechol 1,2-dioxygenase
Exons: 3
Coding region: 1-936 (311 amino acids)
Biological process (GO): catechol-containing compound metabolic process
Molecular function (GO): catechol 1,2-dioxygenase activity; ferric iron binding
Source: RefSeq, a predicted model, not a curated record